AGACUAGUAAAAGGUAAAGAGAAAUUGAUUUUUACAAUCAAGGUUAGGUUAGGUUAGGUUCCCUGCGUUAUCCUCUUGUUCCAGUUCCAUGGAAAGUGUUGUCCAUGGCUUCUUCGUUUCACCACCUGCUGCUGCUGCUGCUGCUGACCACAAGCUUCGAUCGCCAUACUUGACUCCUAAACCAUUACUCACUGCAUAUAAAACCCUACCAUUCCCUUCACAUUCGCUCUCUUUUUCUCACUCCAAAGUUAGUUCAGUUUUGUCCGCAACACCAGAUGCAGGAGUUAGCACUGAAACAGGCGUAUGGGCAAUGCAAGAUUUUUAUACUUUAAGGAAGGAAGUUGAGGCAACCUCGAAGCGUGUUGAAGAAAUUAGGGCUUCUGCUGGUCUGGAGCAAUUAGGAGAAGAAGUUGCUAAGUUAGAGAAAGCAGCAGCAACUGAUUCUUUUUGGGACGAUCGCUCAUCCGCUCAACAAACACUUAUGGCUCUCACGGAUGUUAAAGACAAGAUAAAUCUUCUCAACGAGUUCCAAACCAUGGUUGAUGAUGCAGAAACCAUAGUUAACCUAACAGAAGAGAUGGAGUCAACUGAUACCGCACUUCUUGAAGAGGCUGCCACCAUUGUUAAAGAAUUGAACAAGGCUUUGGACAAGUUUGAGCUGAGUCAGCUUCUAUCGGGCCCUUAUGACAAAGAAGGUGCUGUUAUCAAUAUAACUGCUGGUGCUGGAGGUACCGAUGCACAGGACUGGGCUGAUAUGCUUCUAAGGAUGUACGUAAGAUGGGGAGAGAGACAAAGAUACAAAACAAGAGUGGUUGAAAAGUCAAUGGGAGAAGAAGCUGGGAUCAAGUCAGCUACAAUCGAGGUCGAAGGUCGAUAUGCGUUUGGAUAUUUGUCUGGUGAAAAAGGAACACAUCGAAUUGUUAGACAAUCUCCUUUUAACUCAAAAGGUCUUCGUCAGACAAGCUUUUCUGGCGUUGAAGUGAUGCCUCUUCUUCCAGAAGAUUCACUAAAUGUUGAAAUACCAGAGGAAGACCUGCAAAUAGGGUUCUCGAGAGCUGGUGGGAGCGGUGGUCAGAAUGUUAAUAAAGUUGAAACCGCUGUUCGGAUAACCCAUAUUCCAACCGGAGUAACCGUUCGUUGUACAGAAGAAAGGUCUCAGCUAGCUAACAAGAUCAAAGCUUUAAGCCGUUUGAAAGCAAAAUUAAUGGUGAUCGCAGUAGAACAACGUGCGUCGGAAAUUAAACAGAUACGAGGAGAUACAGUGAAGGCAGAUUGGGGGCAGCAAAUUAGAAACUAUGUAUUCCACCCUUACAAGCUUGUGAAAGAUGUAAGAACAGGAUAUGAAACGACAGAUAUAGUAUCAGUAAUGGAUGGUGAGUUAGAUCCCUUCAUCAAAGCCUACCUCCGCUUCAAGUACACUCAAUCCAUGUAACCCCAUUUACCUUUUUUACAAAUUUUAGAGUAGGGAUCAUGUUGUUUGAAUAUUUCCCUCAGUAACACAUAAAAAGUGACAUCUUCAUGAAAUAUAUAUAAAAAAGCCAGUUAAUGCUGAUAUGUUGGAUUUACACAACUUCACUUGGAACAUAUAUUUAUAAUGUAAACUUUCUGUAAAGUAUUACACAUGCUUAACAAUGCAAGGUCAUUCUUCUUCAUAA
Molecule: messenger RNA, 1655 nt
Organism: Helianthus annuus (common sunflower)
Lineage: Eukaryota; Viridiplantae; Streptophyta; Magnoliopsida; Asterales; Asteraceae
Product: peptide chain release factor PrfB1, chloroplastic
Exons: 7
Coding region: 89-1432 (447 amino acids)
Biological process (GO): translational termination
Cellular component (GO): cytoplasm
Molecular function (GO): translation release factor activity, codon specific
Source: RefSeq, a predicted model, not a curated record